GGCCACAGCGAGGAGCGCCCGAAGGAGCGAGCUUUUUUUUUUUACCACAACCAGCUAGGAAGGAAAAGAGACAGAAAACAGAAAAAGUGACAAAACCAAACGGUUUGUAAAAUGUCUAAAGUCCAAAAGCUGAGAGCUUUGGUGGAGGAGCGGCUGACUGCGGCUGCUGAAGACAUAUAUGUGCUGUUUGAAAGAAUCAUAGCCGAGUAUGAGGAGGAACUGUGUCGCUCCAAACAGGAGAACGAGAGGAACCAACGGCUCCUGGACUCGACUCAGAGCCCGAGAGUCAUACUGACCAGAGCCGGUGUCCACAUGUCCUCUCUGAGUCCUGGUCUCACUCUGAAACAGGAAAUCCCAGAGACUCCACAGAUUAAAGAGAAGCCAGAAGAACAGCACGUCAAACAGGAGGAAGAGGAGCUGCAAGUGUCUGUCCCUGGGGCCAAUGAUGGCUGUGUGAAGACAGAAGAGUCCUCACUGCUUCAACGAAAAGAAACUGAUCACAGAAAGGACAUCAGCUCAGAGACACAUGUCCAUAGAGAGGACACACAGGGAGAGGACAUCAGCUCACAGACACAUGUCCACCUUGAGACUGAGGGAGAAACAAAGCACUCUUCUGACACUAAGAGUGAUGAAGACUGGUGUGCUCCAAUCAGCUCUUCAGCUGCACAGAUGGAGACAGAGGCAGAUGCGCCGUGUCUCCCCGAGAUUGAGGAAGACACGGAGCACUCCUCUGACACUGACAGUGAUGGAGACUGGAGUUCUCCGAUAGACUAUUCAGCUGCACAGAUGGAAACAGAGGCACCAGAGACCAGAGCCACUGUGGACAAUGGGGACGUGUCAGGAACAACUGAUGGAGCUACAGGGAAGAAACAUCAGUGCUCUGUUUGUAAAAAGAGAUUUGGCUUAAAAAAACAUUUAAAAAGACACUUUAGAGUUCACCGAGGAGAGAAACCUUACAGCUGUUCUGUCUGUGAGAAAGCAUUUAGUCAAAGCAGUCAUCUCACAAAACACACGCGAAUACACACAGGAGACAAGCCUUACAGCUGUUCUGUUUGUGAGAAAGUAUUUACGCAAAAGAGUCAUCUUACAAAACACAUGAGAACACAUACAGGAGACAAGCCUUACAGCUGUUCUGUCUGUGAGAACACGUUUAUUCAAAAGAGUCAUCUCACAUACCACAUGAGAACACACACAGGAGACAAACCUUACAGCUGUUCUGUCUGUGAGAAAGCAUUUACUGGUAAGAGUCAUCUCACAAAACACAUGAGAACACACUCAGGAGAGAAACCUUACAGCUGUUCUCUCUGUAAUAAACGAUUUGCCCAGCGCUGCGAUUUGAAAAGACAUAUGAGAAGUCACACAGGAAAUGAAUAGGUUGAGGGUAGCACAAGAUUUUUGGCUGUGUUUUUGUGUUACAAGAGCCAGUUGUUUAAAAUGAAGAUUACAUUUUGUGACAGAAUGUACUGUUAAGAAUAAAAAGAAACAUUUGUGC
This is a messenger RNA of Periophthalmus magnuspinnatus, 1492 nucleotides long. Its product is annotated as zinc finger and SCAN domain-containing protein 12-like. The coding region runs from base 112 to 1374 and encodes 420 amino acids. The transcript is spliced from 3 exons. Lineage: Eukaryota; Metazoa; Chordata; Actinopteri; Gobiiformes; Gobiidae. The record is from RefSeq and is a predicted model, not a curated record.